AAUAAGCGUCCAUAGGUAUGUCAUGUGACCUGUCAUGUGGUCAACCAUAUAAAAUGAAAAUAGAGGCGUGUGGGCGUUUUCUGCAAAUUAAAUAGAUUACCAGCAGAUUCUAGGAGAAGAAUCAACAAUCAUGGCACAUGCGACAGUUACGAUCAGGGAACUGAAGAAUAAAGAAACAGGAAUUGAUUUAUCAGUGACCUCUUACAAGGAGACAAAGGCAAUGCUGGGAUCUACCUACGAAUACCAAGUAAUGGUUGUAUCAAACUUGUCAUACUUCAAGACUGCAAAACACAAAGAGACUGAUAAUGUUCAGUUCACAGUUAUGAAAAAGCUUGGUGAGUUUGAAGAAAUAUAUAAUAAGUUCAACACAAAGUACAGUGGGACAGCAUUUCCGCAGCUUCCAAAGAAAGUGCUAAUGAUGAACGAAAGUAUUGCCAAGGAACGGAGAAAUAAUCUUGACCACUUUAUGAGAUAUCUAGCUUCAACACCUAAACUCUCUACAGAUGCAAUACUUCUGGAAUUUCUAGGGGUGAGUGCUAUGAAAGCUGGAAAGUUAAAGAAGAUUGAAGUGUCCGAGUCCAGUGUUAACAAGGGUGAUAACUCUGCAGAACAAACAGAUAAGGUGGAAACUGAAGAAGAGACAAACACGGAAAGCAGUGACAAAGACGUAAACUUAUUUGAUGAUGAAGAUGAUGAUAAUCAAGAUGAUGAUGAUGACAAUGAUUUAUUUACUGCUGAAGAUGUUUCAGCUGACACAAAAGGGGAUCUGAAGAUCUUUGAAGAACCUGAUUUAAGUGGAGCAAUGGAGGAAGGUGAAGGUGAAGACUUGUUUAUAACUGGGUCAAGGUCAGAUGUCAAGGUCACACCUGCAGUAUCAGGGGAAUAUAGGGAAGAAAACACAGAUGACCUUUUCAGUGUGGAUGAUGAUUUAGAAAAAAUCAUGACAAUGAAAAUAAAAACUGAAGAUGAUAAAUCAGUGGAACAAGAUGUUGAUCAAUCUUUACCCGAGGUAGAGGUGAAAGAAAAUAAAGACAUUACAUCAAAACCGAAGCCUGUUCCAAGGGCAAAACCACCUAUCCCAAAGCGAAGGGAUCGGGCGGAAUCUGAUGAAAGUGUAAAACCUUCAGUUAGUGAGUUUGACAGUGUCACUGUAGAAACAGACAAAAUAGUUGAUAGUUCAGUGAAGGACAAAGCUAAACCUAAACCGGCUUUGAGAAAAAAGCCUGACAUUGCAAGUAAACCUGGGUUGAAACCGAAGCCAGGACUUAAACCUAAACCAGUGCCAGUAUCUACAAAACCCACUACCAGUGCUGUAAGUGAUUCUGCAGAUAAAACAGCUGAGAGUGACAAAGCUACAAGUGCAGUUGAAGAUAUCACGGAAGAUGAUAUAAUGAAAUAUAUUCAAGAAAAUACACAAAGUUCUGAUGAUUUAGACCUUUUUUCAUAGUUUUCUUUCAAGACACUGUGUUAUUUAAGAAAGGAAAAAACACUGGCACAGGUACUUUGUGGUAAAAUAACUCAAGUGCUUUGUGGUAUAAUAAUAACUAUGUGACAUCAAUUGAAUUGGCUUAUGGAUAUUUUCGUUUUGAAAUUUUACACCGUUCAAAAGUUAUAGAAAUGUUUGUCUUUACACACCCGAAAACCUCAUAGAAUUGUCUUUUUAUGUUUAGCUGUUGUAAGUAUUAAUCUUUUAACUGUAAUUACCGAGCAGAUUGUUAGGUUUAUAUAAAAAUCUGUGUCUCCUGUUCGACUCUAUUUGACUUUAUUAUGGACAAAUUUUAGAAAAAAUGUUCUACACCAUGACAUCCUGUUUAAAGUAUAGGAACAAAAAACUAGUGAGAAUUUAUUUAUUAAUUGUUUAUUUCUUGAUACCAGUUUAAGACCUCAGCUUUCUUGCAAUAUGUAAAUUAUGUAUCAUGACAUUAUUCAUAAAAAACAAACUGAGUUAGGCAUUAUAUUAGACAUUUGUUUCAAACUUUGCUAUUGGCAUUAUGAAUUAAUGAUAUUUUAAUCAUAACAUUUUUCUUUUCAAUGGUAAAUCUUUUGUGCCUACAAAAAUCUUUUUUGGGGGGUGCACUAAGAGUUGCCCUUGUCCAUCUGUCCUUCCAUCUAUCCAUCCAAAUUUGUGUCAUGCAAGUCUUUAACAGUAUUUGACCUAGGAUUGUUAUUCGGCGGCAUAAGAAAUUGUGCACCUGGUAUAUCAGUUGGGAUCUCACACAGUCAGACCAGAGUUAUGGCCCUUGACUUAGUCAAAAAUAUGCAUAAAAGGUCCUAAAAGAUUGUGUCGCAUGUAUUUCUACAAGUAUUUGACCUAAGAUUAUGAAACAUUAUAGGAAUAUUAUUUAGCAUAUGAAAUUGUGCACCUGGCGUUUAUUAGAGAUUCAUUUAGCCACACCAGAAUUAUGACUUUUGACUUAGUCAAAAGUAUGCAUAAAAGGACACAAAAGUUUGUGUUGCAGUAUCUUAAAACAUACUGGAUCUAGGAUCAUAAAACAUAAAUAUUAUUCAGCAAGUGAAGCUGUGCACCUGGGGUUUUGUUGGGGAUUUCUCUUUGUCAGACCAGAGUUAUGGCCCUUAAUUGUAAAAAGUAUGCAUAUAUGUUGUGCAAGUUUGUGUUGCAUGUAUCUCAAAAAGUAUUUGAUUUUGAGUCAUAAAACAUUAGAGGAUUGUUACACAGUAUAUGAAGUUGUGCACCUAGUAUACUGUUUGGGAUUUCACUCAGCCAGACCAGAGUUGUGGUCCUUUACUUAGUGAAGAAUACAAAGUGUUUAAAAGUUUUGUUGCACUUUCUUAUCAAAUAUUUGACCUACAGUCUUGAAACCAAGUAGGAAUAUUAUUCAGCAUGUGAGUUUGUGCACCUGAGUUUUAGAGGAUUAUUAUAUAGUAUGUGAAAUUGUUCAUCUGGUUUUCUGUUUGGGAUUUCACUCAGUUAGACCAGAGUUAUGGUCCUUGACUUAGUGAAAAAUACACAUAAAGUGCCUAAAUGUUCGUGUUGCAUAUAUCUUAUUACAAUUUCACCUAGAGUCAUAAAACCAUGUACAGUGACAGGAAGUGUAUAGGGGCACCUGUUGGACACACUUCUAGUAUUUUAUCUGUACAAAAUCUGUAGAUUUUCUGGACAAGACAUUCAUUUAAAGUGGAAUGUUUAAUAUAUAAACCAACCUUGCUAUGUGAUAGAAGGUAAAUAGGCUUUUACUUAUAACAUUAUUUUAUAUCACUAUGUCAUAUCACAAUAUGAUUGUGUUUUAUUUCAAUAUCUAUUAUUUACUACGACAUAUUCUAUUUGUGCCAAAUAUAAACUGUCAAGAAUAAAAUUCUUAAUAGCAGCGUUUUAUAACAUGUACCUCAUAAUUGAUACAUAUUAAUGAUACACCUGUCUCAUUUAUAUUAGAAAUAUAUUAAUCAGAAUUAAAACAUAUGUAGCGUU
Messenger RNA from Mercenaria mercenaria, 3427 nucleotides. Its product is annotated as HCLS1-binding protein 3-like. Gene Ontology annotation, molecular function: phosphatidylinositol binding. NCBI's taxonomy places the organism in Eukaryota, Metazoa, Mollusca, Bivalvia, Venerida, Veneridae. Bases 131 to 1447 code for a protein of 438 amino acids. The transcript has 7 exons. The record is from RefSeq and is a predicted model, not a curated record.